AUGCAGCCCCGUUUCGCCGCCGGCCGCCCCGCACUUGUCAGCCCUGUACAUAACAUUUUCACCACGGCUUCUCCAGACCACCUAUCUCCACCUCACGAACGACCGCAAUCCCAUCGCCGAUCAAAUUCUAGAAACUCCUUAGCACUUCACUUAGUACUCAAUUCCCAACUGAACAAGAGAAUGUCUCAAUACGGUAACCAGCAGUCCUACGGCCAGCCCCAGGAGUCUUUUGCUCCUCAAGAUCAAUCCUACGGUGGCCAAGCCGAUCAAGCUCAGGAUCCCUCCCAGUACGGUCAAUAUGAUCAACAAGACCAAUCCCAAUACGGCCAACAAGACCCCAGUCAGAAUCAGGGGGACGAAUACCAGCAAGAUGGGGCUCAAGAUCCUUACCAACAAGAUGGCCAAGGCGAUAGCCAGCAAUAUCAACAGCACAAUCAAGGUCAACUAAACCAGCCCAAUGGCUCCCAACCCCAAUCCAACGGGUAUGGUAACGGGCAAUCCCCUCAACAAACCCGCAAACAGCCUUCUCAGAACCAGCAAUUCAACCAGGGCGCCGGUGCCGAAGGCCAGGGCCAUGUCCAGCAGCGCAACAAUCAGGUGCAACCCUCAAAGCAAAAGCCCGGCCAACAGCAACCCCAGGGUCAGCAAAAGCCAGCAUCAUAUGGCACUGGCCGCAACUAUCACCCCACUCACCACAAUGCGCUCUAUCAUAUGUCUCAGACAGCGAACAAUGGCUUCACAAAAGACCACAUGGACUCGUUCCUACAUCUCGGAACAUAUGCGCUGGGUGCGCUUGCGAAUCAGCAUAGUCUUGCCCCUGAUGCCAUGCAUCCUGAGACGGAGGGCCUACAGCAGCAGCGGCAUUGA
This is a messenger RNA of Bacidia gigantensis, 867 nucleotides long. RefSeq lists its product as uncharacterized. The transcript is spliced from 2 exons. The record is from RefSeq and is a predicted model, not a curated record. Lineage: Eukaryota; Fungi; Ascomycota; Lecanoromycetes; Lecanorales; Ramalinaceae. Bases 1 to 867 code for a protein of 288 amino acids.